Messenger RNA from Linnemannia hyalina, 3861 nucleotides. The record is from the annotation of a GenBank genome assembly. Lineage: Eukaryota; Fungi; Mortierellomycota; Mortierellomycetes; Mortierellales; Mortierellaceae.
AUGUCAAGUGAACCUGGAUCUGUUAAGAGAGAGGACAGUGCUGAGGAGUCAUCGGACGUCUGCGAGAUCUGUCACACGGAACGCGACCUGGAAAAGAUGUUGAUCUGUGACGGAUGUGAGCUGGGGUACCACAUGUACUGCUUGACACCACCACUGAACAACAUCCCAAAGACCGACUGGUAUUGUGCCAAAUGUCUUGUUGCAGGAGACGAAUUCGGAUUCGAGGAAGGCGAAGAAUACUCCCUCAGUAGCUUCCAGCAGAAAUGUAACACCUUCAAGAAGAACUGGUUCGAGAAGGCAGGAUACACGGAUGGGCGCGUGCCAGAGGACGCUGUUGAGCGCGAGUUCUGGAGGUUGGUGGAGAGCACAUUUGAGACCGUGGAGGUGGAGUAUGGUGCAGAUCUUCAUUCCACACAGCAUGGAAGGUUUGUGAAGCUCUGCCUUGCCGCGUCAUAUGAGUAUUGUAAGAAUGGAUUCCCAUCUCUGGAACGAAACCCCAACGACAAAUACUCGACACAUCCAUCCAAUCUCAACAACAUGCCAGUAUUGCCAGAGUCGCUCUUUUGUCACAUCAAAUCGGACAUCUCGGGCAUGAUGGUCCCAUGGCUCUAUGUCGGCAUGUGCUUCUCAACGUUCUGUUGGCACAACGAGGAUCAUUACACUUACUCGGUCAACUAUAUGCAUUGGGGCGAAACGAAAACAUGGUACGGCGUCCCCGCAUCGGACGCGCUGAAGUUUGAGGACACUAUGAGACGAGCUGUUCCAGAACUGUUCGAACAACAACCCGACCUGCUCUUCCAACUUGUCACCAUGCUGUCCCCUGAACGACUUGUCGCCAACGGAGUCAAGGUCUUGGCUCUUGAUCAGCGUCCUGGACAAUUUGUGGUCACGUUCCCGCAGGCAUAUCAUGCAGGAUUCAACCAUGGAUUCAACUUUGCGGAGGCGGUCAAUUUUGCGCCGCCUGACUGGUGCAAGUUCGGUCUGGAAUGUGUACAGCGGUACAAGGAGCAUCGGAAGCACCCAGUGUUUUCACAUGACGAGCUGAUUCUUACGACUGCUUUGAAUGACCCGAGUAUCGCCACAGCAUACUGGCUAAAGGAUGGGAUACAGGACCUUUUCGAACGGGAGAUCUCUCAGCGCCGCGACGUGAAAAAGGAAUAUCCAAACAUCAAGAUCUCUGUGGAAGAGGCUGACCGACCAGAGGAAGAGGUUCAAUGUCUUCACUGCAACACCUACAUCUACCUUUCUCAGAUCGGAUGCCAAUGCCAGACAAAGGUCGUAUGCCCUGACCACAUUUCCGAGCUCUGCAAAUGUGACUCGCCGAAACGAUUCCUGCGUCUGCGGUACUCGGAUGAUCGUCUCAAGGAGAUUCAGGACAAAAUUGUGGAGACCGCUGCGAUCCCUGACGCAUGGACUCAGAAAUACAGGACUAUGAUGAUGGAAACCCGUACGCCGUCUCUGAAGCUCCUCCGGUCACUUCUUGCCGAAGCCGAUCGCAUUCCAUUUCCUAUCAAGGAAGCUGGUCACUUAAGAAAGUUUGUGGCCGAGGCGAAUGACUGGGUCGAGGCGACAACAAAGGUUUUGGUCCGCAAGCAUCAUCAGGGUCGCCGACUGUUGGAGAGAGCUCACGGAACAAGCGGGAAGCGACUGGAGGAUCUUCAGGAUAUGCUUCGCAGAGUGGAGAGGAUGCGGUUUGAUUGUCCUGAAAUCAAGCAGCUGGAGGAUUCGAUCGACACCAUUCUGGAAUAUCGCGACGAUGUUCGGAGAGCACUCAACAAACCCGAGCAUGACCUCAAUGAGUGCCGGGAACUGUACGAAAUCGGUGCUUCGAUGAACAUUGGCAUGGACGAGAUCGACCAGCUGGAGACGAUUGUGAAGGAUCUCAUAUGGAUCGAGCGAGCUCAUGCCAAGGGCGUCGAUACUGACGAUUACCACCUGAUCUGCAGUCUCGUUGCAGAUGCUCGCAAGAGCGGUGUGUCGCUAUCGAACCCUCUUUUGAAGGAUCUCAUCAAGAAGGAGGAAGAAGGGCAUUUCUGGGAGGACAGGGCCCAGGCAGCAUUGAACAGAAACCCAGUCGACUUGGCAGAGCUGCAAGACGUCAUCAGGAGUGGACAGGACAUUCCAGUAUCAAGAGCGAUUCUCUCCAAGGCAGAGCACCUCUACAACAAGUCAGUGGAUUGGGCCAAGUCGUCGGACCAGCUGGUGGAACGGAGCGGGGAACCAGAGUAUGAGGACCGACCAUCCAUCUCAGAGUUGAAGCGUGCACUGAAACUCGCGGAGACCGUCCCGAUUGAGAUUGCUCACAAGAGCAUGUUUGAGGAAGAGUCCAGGAAGUUUGACGACUGGAUGGCGUGGACCCAGUCGCUUUUCUUGCAACCAGGCUCCAGGAGGUCUUCGGGAUUUGAACUAGAGGAGUCAUUGGAGGACCUGAAGGAGAAUGUGCAGACAUGCACGAUGGAGGAGAGGAUCCCACCGAUACUGGUCACGGCGAAUGGGAUAUUGGAGUCUCAAAAGGCUGACAAAAUCAAGAACGGCGCAGGAUAUACAGCAGCACGCAACGUCGAGGCGGUGUCUGGAUUCGCUCAGCACACUGACAGACCUUCUGAGGAAGCCAACGGAGCACCGCCUGCGAAGAAUGGAAACGCCGAGCCCUCCCAACGAUCCUAUGAGGCACCCCUGACUGCGGAAGAGGUCGCUCAAAUAUCUAAUCUGGCAACCAAGACCCUCUUGUAUUCGAAGUCUGAGACCAUGGAUCCAGAUCGCGAGGAGCCAAUCUAUUGUCUGUGCAGGAACCCAGAGUCUGGAAUGAUGGUGGAGUGUGAUGAAUGUCACGAAUGGUACCACGGAACCUGUGUACGCGUCACCAAACGGGAGGCCAGCUUGAAGUCGAACUACAUCUGCCCGGUCUGUAACUUAAGCCUUGUCAUCCGACGCGACCGUCCGCGCCCCACUCUGGAUGAGCUCGCGAGGUGCUUUCAUGAAGGACAGAGUCUCCGGUUCUACACUCCAGAAGUUCCGCUCUUGGGCGAGAUUUUUGACCUGGCAGCACGAUUUCAGCAGAGGGUGGACAGGUUUUUGCACUACAACCCCAUUAUGGAGGAGGACAUUGGACAAGUCAAGGCGUACCUCCGCAAGAUUGAGGGUAUGGACAUUGAACUCCGGGAAGAGCGGGAGGCACUUCGCGGCCAUGUUCUUCGUCUUUGCCCCGACUCGAUGCCAGUUCCUGUGGUAAUGUUGUCCAACUACCCGACGGCCCCUCCCAUGUCGGCCAUCACCAACCUCUGUCUCUGCCGCAAACCAUUUGUCGAGGCAGAGGCAAAAGGAAAUGACGGUGCUGUUCUGGUCCAAUGUGGAGGCUGUCAGGAUUGGCAUCACAUCCACUGUGUGGGUCUUCAUUUGGAGCAGGCUCAGCGACUCAACAGGUUCUACUGCCCCGUCUGCACCGUGCUGAGAAAGAAGACGUAUCAAUACGGCGCGCUAGAAUACCACGACGAAGUCCAAGCAAGAGCUACUGAGCGGAUCCAGUACAACAAGGACCAGGCUGAGCUUCGUCGGAAGCGACGGAAGUCAAGCAAGGAUGAGCCCGAGUUGUCAGCUAUUGCACACGCAGCAACGGAAGGCGAUCAGGGGGGUGGGCCAAAGUCAUCGAUGGGAACUUUGACUGGACCAGUUGAGGAAAGGAAGAAACGGCCUUACAAGAAACGCGAUCCUCUAGCGGAGAAUGGCGACAAACCCAAACCGAAACGCCGAAAGUCGAUUGUCCAGUCCAUGCUCCCAACUGGAACCAAUGGACCGAUGCCACAGUCGCCUUCUGCACCGGGUCCCGGAUCCGGAUCGACGGCAACUCCUACGUCCCCAUGA